AUGUCCACGCUGGAAGACGAGGUAACAUUUCGCAAACGCAACGAGCAUAGCCAAAGCCUGGAGGCGCAAUUCAGCAGCGGCUCCAUUUUAAUCACCGAUCAUCGCACCUCCAAGUCCAAGAGCCUCGAGCUGCUGGCAGCUGCCAAGGCAGAGCAGCAAAUCUGCUCCAAUCCCUGCAGCGUUAAAACUCUAAAGCGACGUCUGCCCAUACUCAGCUGGCUGCCCAAAUAUAAUGCGAGUGAUGCGCUGGGUGAUCUCAUUGCUGGACUCACAGUGGGUCUCACAGUCAUACCACAAGGUCUUGCCUACUCCGGCGUCGUCGGACUGCCCGCUCAGUACGGCUUAUAUGGCUCAUUUAUGGGCUGCUUUGUGUAUGUGCUGCUGGGCACCUGCAAGGAUUGCACCAUUGGCAGCACUGCGGUUGCCUCGCUGAUGACCUAUCAGUUUGCCAAAGGUUCGUGGCAGCAUUCAGUGCUGCUGACCUUCGUCACAGGCAUAAUAGAGCUCAUCAUGGCGGUGUUCAAGUUGGGCUGCCUGGUGGAGUUUGUGUCGGGACCAGUGAGCGCAGGAUUUACCAGCGCUGUGGCUUUGAUUGUGUGCACUUCCCAAAUGAAAUAUAUACUGGGUGUGAAUAGUGAUGGAGCGAGCUUUCUGCAGCGCUGGAUAAGCAUGUUUAAGGAUAUAGGCAACAUAAAGCCGGCGGACAGUUAUUUGGGCUUUGGAUGCGUAGCUUUGUUAAUAGCAAUGCGUAGCUUGGGGCGACUAACUAUUGGACCCAAGGAACCAAAGCAGCGUACUAGAUAUCAACGCAUUGUAAAUCAUUUGAUAAGAUUUAUGGGCAUAUCACGCAAUGCAACUGUUGUGGUUGCCACCACUGUGAUGGCCAUGAAACUGCAGGCAGCUGGACGCAAUCCUUUCAAGCUAACAGGUUAUAUACCGCCUGGUUUGCCUUCAGUCGCUUGGCCACCAUUUUCUAUUGAGCCACAGCCUGGUAAUGCUACUGCGGGCAUUGCGCCUGUGCCUGGCGAGAAUUUGCUUGAAAUGCUGCAAAGUCUGGGCUCGGGUUUGAUUAUAGUGCCGCUUAUAGCGCUGCUGGAAAACGUUUCGGUUUGCAAAGCUUUUGCCAAGGGCAAGCAAAUUGAUGUUACACAGGAAAUGAUUGCCACGGGUGUUGCCAACAUUGCCAACUCGCUAUUCUGUGGCUAUCGCAGCAACAGCGGCUUGGCUCGCUCUGCUAUUAACAACGCCAGUGGCUGUCGCACCAGCAUGUCCAACUUAUAUAUUGGUUUGGUUGUUGUCCUUGCUUUGAGUUUGCUCACCGAAUACUUUUGCUUUAUACCCAAAGCUGUGCUAGCCGCCAUACUAAUCUCAGCUGUCAUCUUUCAGCUGCAAUAUCAGAUUAUUAUGCCCAUGUGGCGUGCCAAGCGCUCGGAUCUUGUGCCUGGCGUGCUCGCAUUUAUCACCUGCCUGGUGCUGCCCCUGGAAAUUGGCAUCAUGGUAGCCAUUGCAGCCAAUCAGCUCUAUAUUCUCUAUCAUUCAGCGCGUCCCAAGAUUACGCUGGAGCAGCUUGAAACGGAACAUGGCUUGAAAUUCUUGAAAAUUACACCCGAUCGCUGUCUAAUCUUUCCAUCUGUGGAGUUUGUGCGCAACAUGAUCAUCAAAUCCGGCAGCAAAUCCUCACUGCCCGUUGUUAUUGACUGCACUUAUAUAUACGCUGCUGACUUUACCGCCGCCAAGGUCAUUUCAUCCAUUGUCCAAGAUUUUCAACAGCGUGGCCAAAAGAUUAUUUUCUUUAAUCUCAAACCGAGUGUGGUGAGCAUCUUUGAAGGAUUGCAAACGCGUCUGGUGCUUUGCUAUAAUAUGUAUGCGCUCAAUCAGGAACUCAGUGCUGCUGAUGGCGACUCUGUCGACUCCUUGGAGCAAAUACAAGUUUGUCCUGAUGCCACAAGCAUUGGCACUUCCAGCACGCUUUCGUUAGCAAAGCACUAAACUGCAUUUUAUUUAGCAUAUUUAUAAUUAAUAAAGAUUUA
Drosophila busckii is the source of this 2030-nucleotide messenger RNA. RefSeq names its product sodium-independent sulfate anion transporter. Gene Ontology annotation, molecular function: sulfate transmembrane transporter activity. Gene Ontology annotation, cellular component: membrane. The record is from RefSeq and is a predicted model, not a curated record. Bases 1 to 1989 code for a protein of 662 amino acids. Gene Ontology annotation, biological process: transmembrane transport. The transcript is spliced from 3 exons. Lineage: Eukaryota; Metazoa; Arthropoda; Insecta; Diptera; Drosophilidae.